AUGGAAAAUACCCAAGCACAGAAGAGAAAGACAUUCAGGAAGUUUGAAUACCGUGGAAUUGACUUCGAUGACUUGGUAAAGAUGCCAAUUGAAGAGUUCUCAGCCCUGUUAAAAUCAGGAGCCAGAAGAAGAGUUAGAAGAGGAUUCAGCCAAAAGGAGAUUCAGUUCCUUCUUGACUGCGAAAAGUCAAAGGCAGCAGCAGAGAACUCUAGAGACAAGCCAGAGUGCGUUACAACUCACUGCAGAUCCAUGAUUAUUUUCCCACAGCUAGUUGGGUGUGUAUUGGGUGUAUACAAUGGAAAGGAGCACGUUACAUUUGAGGUAAAGCCAGAAAUGAUUGGAUUUAGACUAGCAGACUUCAGUUCCCCACAGAAGAUGGUUUCCCACGGAAAGCCUGGAAUUGGUGCCACUUCCUCAUCCAAGUUCGUACCCCUGAAAUAA
Nematocida ausubeli is the source of this 441-nucleotide messenger RNA. RefSeq names its product 30S ribosomal protein S19. The coding region runs from base 1 to 441 and encodes 146 amino acids. Gene Ontology annotation, cellular component: cytosolic small ribosomal subunit; ribosome. NCBI's taxonomy places the organism in Eukaryota, Fungi, Microsporidia. Gene Ontology annotation, molecular function: structural constituent of ribosome. The record is from RefSeq and is a predicted model, not a curated record. The transcript has a single exon. Gene Ontology annotation, biological process: ribosomal small subunit assembly; translation.